AUGGAUAAAUCGAAAGUCAAGUCUAUCCUCCCUAAACCUUCUCCGUUGAGCCUGCCCUCGCCCAUAAUGAUCAAAUCAGAAUCGGCUGGCGCUCCAGCUGCAAACACGAACAAGAGAAGAAGCUUGACGUCGGCACCUACGCAAAAUUCCGAUCUUAAGCGGAAGCGGGCCAAGUCUGCGGUAAACCCGUCGAUCAUGUCGUACAUGGAAGGACAGGAUGAUGAUAGUAUGAACAAGACCACGGGACAUCGGCCGGUAACCUCGUGCACCUUCUGUAGGCAACACAAGAUCAAGUGCAAUGCUUCGGAUAACUAUCCGAACCCAUGUGCCAGGUGUGAAAAGAUGGAGUUGAAGUGUGAGAUCGACCCAAAGUUUAGACCAAAGAAGGGCUCGCAGAUCCAAACGUUAAAGAACGAUGUGGACGAGUUGAAGGCUAAGAUUGAGAUGCUUACCAAGAACGAGACCUUGUUGACUCAAGCUUUGAACCAGCAUAACUUGAACUUCUUACAACAGCAGCAGCAACAUUCCAACUUCAGCAUGUCGCCUCAAUUGCAACCAACCACUACAUCUGUUACCGGUGGUGGUGCUGGCUCAUUAUCUUCAUAUCACAACACUCCUGUACAAAGACCUUCCAACAACUUGCAAUCGCCAAGACAUAUACAGUUGGAUAACCCUACUCCAACCACCAGCACUAGCUCACAAUUGCCUGAGGCUGUGCACACAACUUUAGUAAAUACGCCGGGUCAGCUGCCAGCAGGCUCCUCCUCCCACCACACAACAAAGCGCAUCAGCCAUGCCACUCAGAUCUCACAACCACUCAUUCACUCCGAGCAACAUACUUCAUCCUUAACUUACACUGUGAUAUCCGAGUUUGUGCUCGGCACAGUUCACCUUUCCCUUGAAAAGGCAGACGAGCUUCACGAAAGAUUCAUAACAAAGCAUUUACCAUUCUUCCCCAUUUUUGAAUCGAAGUCCGCUACGGAACUCUACCAUAAAUCUCAACUCUUGUUUUGGUCUGUCAUGUUGACAUCGGCAUUGUCAGAGCCUGAACCUACCCUUUAUAUGUCGUUAGCGCUGUUGAUUAAGCAAUUGGCCAUCGAAACUUGUUGGAUACACACUCCAAGGUCCACCCAUGUGAUUCAAGCUUUGAUUAUAUUGUCUUUAUGGCCAUUGCCUAAUGAAAAGAUCUUGGACGAUUGCUCAUACAGGUUUAUAGGAUUGGCUAAAAAAUUAUCGUUACAAUUGGGUCUUCACAGAGGUGGUGAAUUCAUUCAAGAAUUCAGUAGAACUCAAGUCAGUUUGGGACCAGACGCUGAAUAUUGGAGAACUAGAUCAUGGUUGGCAGUCUUCUUCUGCGAGCAGUUUUGGUCCUCGGUAUUAGGGUUGCCCCCCUCAAUCAACACUACCGAUUAUCUUAUAGAGAACGCCAGAGUUGAUACUACCUUGCCCAACAACUUCAGAUGCUUAAUAUCGUUGUCUAUAUUCCAGUGUAAAUUGGUUAACGUAAUGGGUGUUUCAGUGACUAGCCCUGAUGGAUUGCUUGAGCCUCUGAACAGAGCAGGAUCAUUAAACAUUUUGGAUCGCGAAUUGGAGAGAUUAAGAUAUAAAUUGCCUAUUGAUGAUGGGUCCUCCAUUGAAGUCUACUUCCUCUAUGUUAAAUUGAUGAUUUGCUGCUUUGCAUUUUUGCCAGGGACACCUAUUGAAGAUCAAGUUAAAUACGUUAGUAGCGCCUACAUGGCAGCCACUAGAAUCAUCACUAUAACAUCACAAAUGAUCAAUAAUAACACGGUAUUGUUGAUUGAAUUGCCCAUAUAUGUUAGGCAAGCUAUCACGUAUUCCGUGCUAUUACUUUUCAAACUCCAACUUUCAAGGUAUUUAAUUGAUAAGUAUGUUGACAGUGCAAGACAGCUGAUUGUCACCGUUCAUAGGUUACUCAGAAAUACAUUAUCUUCAUGGAAGGAUUUACAAAAUGAUAUUUCGAGAACUGCUAGAUUAUUGGAGAACUUGAAUAUUGUAUUACUAUCGUAUCCAGAUAUAUUCACUGCCAAUAUAAGCAGCGAAAAUAACAGUGGUGGGUCUAUUAUUUCAAGAAUGAGAUCUCAUUUAACUGCAUCAUUGUUUUAUGACUUGGUGUGGUGUGUACAUGAGGCUAGAAGACGUAACUUGGAAAAUAAAAAUAACGGUGGGAACAGGCAAUCACAAAAUGACAAUAGCUCUGAGGAAUCUGAGCAGCACUUUAAUUACAGGAAACCAGUACCUCUCCCAUUUUAUAAUCAAAUCACCAAGGACGAUUUCAAAACAAUCAUUACCACUACGCCAAACGGUACCACGGUUACUACGUUAGUACCAACUGACGAGGCUUUAAAUCAGGCAAGACUGAAUGCCAAUGCAAAGGGUCUGAAAGAGCCCUUGGAAAUCAAUGGUAUUCCUUUAUCAAUGUUGGAUGCUACUGGAAGUAUGAUUGACCAUAAUCAAAAUGGAAAGAAUGGUAAUCAGAACUUCGUGAAUGCUAACAACAAUACUGGUAACAACAACAAUAACAACAGUAACAACAACAACAACAAUAUCACUGAUAUGAGUGGCUCGAUGAUGUCCAAUUCGAGGUCAUUUUUGGAUGACAAACCACAGCAAAUCACAAGUCAGACUGCAGCGCAAUUCCCAUCCUUUGGAACUGGAGCUCUGCCGUUAUUUAUUCCGGAUCUUGGCCAACAGAGCCCAAUUCCCCUGCAGAUGCAGCCACCAUUGCACCAACAAGCAUUACCUGACUUUCCAGGUACAGGACAAACCCCCUUACCAUUACCUUAUGACGUGCGGUCAGUGCCACCUACUACAGGUGUGACAGAUCAGAUAGCUACAUUUUUACAGCAACAGUCGAAUGGAUGGCUUAAUAAUGAGAAUUACGAAGAUGAUGACUUUUUAGGAUGGUUCGAUAUGAACCUAGAGCAAAAAGACUGA
Messenger RNA from Dujonia railenensis, 2955 nucleotides. Lineage: Eukaryota; Fungi; Ascomycota; Pichiomycetes; Serinales; Debaryomycetaceae. The record is from the annotation of a GenBank genome assembly.